AUGAAUAGGAACUCUCUCUCUCUCUCUCUCUCUCUCUCUCUCAUCAAUAUGACACAAUCCAAGGACCAGAAGAUUGCCGAGACCCAGGCCAACCUCCCUCUCCCCGAACAGCCCCCUAAGGCUUCCGACUGGCAAUCGGCUGAUGCUCGCACCGUCAACGUCGGCGCUGGCAAGCAGGAGGGCCCUAUUGGCACCGACUCUGCCGCUCAGUCUGGUCUCCGUGAGCCCGCUACCAAGGGCGAGGAGGUGGACCUGAGCAACGUUGGUCGUGAAGGUGUUGAGAAGCGUCAGCAAUAA
Messenger RNA from Fusarium musae, 297 nucleotides. RefSeq lists its product as uncharacterized. Bases 1 to 297 code for a protein of 98 amino acids. The transcript has 2 exons. The record is from RefSeq and is a predicted model, not a curated record. Lineage: Eukaryota; Fungi; Ascomycota; Sordariomycetes; Hypocreales; Nectriaceae.